Molecule: messenger RNA, 1423 nt
Organism: Cornus florida
Lineage: Eukaryota; Viridiplantae; Streptophyta; Magnoliopsida; Cornales; Cornaceae
Product: F-box protein 7-like
Exons: 11
Coding region: 164-1147 (327 amino acids)
Biological process (GO): SCF-dependent proteasomal ubiquitin-dependent protein catabolic process
Cellular component (GO): SCF ubiquitin ligase complex
Molecular function (GO): protein binding
Source: RefSeq, a predicted model, not a curated record
UAAACGGGUUAUUACAAGCCCUGCCGAUGGAAGGAAGGAAAGAAAGGGUUAUGACAGAAGUUGCACAUUUUCCCACUCUUUCGUUUUUUCAUCGAAAAAUUCAGGAAAAUCAGAGAAAAUAGGAUUCGCUUUUCUCAGAGAAAGAGAUCCAUCCCGACCCCUCAUGACUUCAGAUUAUGCGUUGAAAAUUGUUGCAGAGCUCGAGUCGGCUUCACGGUUGAGGACCGCACAAUUCUUAAUUACACAGAGGCCAUGGCUUGAUCUCUAUGGAGUUAAUAUCAGGCCUGUUGCUCCAUUUGGGAGUGCAAGUAGUAAACCAUUUGUUGAUACAGCUCUACUACACCGGUCCUUGCCCGAUGAGCUACUUUUUGAGAUCUUCGUGAGAAUGACUCCAUAUACCAUGGGAAGGGCAGCUUGUGUUUGUCGGAAAUGGAGAUAUACAAUUCGUAAUCCCGUGUUCUGGCGCAAUGCAUGCCUAAAGGCUUGGCAGCUCUCUGGGGUGGUGGAAAAUUAUAAAAUCUUGCAGUCAAAAUUUGAUGGUUCAUGGAGGAAAAUGUGGCUUUCAAGACCGAGGGUCCGCACUGAUGGUCUUUAUGUCAGUAGGAACACCUACAUUCGUGCCGGAGUUGCAGAGUGGAAGAUUACCAAUCCAGUUCAUGUGGUCUGCUACUUCAGAUACAUGAGAUUUUAUCCUGCUGGCAGGUUUCUUUACAAGAAUUCAUCACAAAAAAUAAAGGAUGUGACGAAAUCCAUGAACUUUCGGGCAGCUAAAGUAGACUGUGUUAAUAGUGGCCAUUAUACGUUGACUGAUGACAAGGUUGAAGCUGCUUUCUUGUAUCCUGGCUUGCGUCCUACUGCAUGGAGAAUCCGCUUAAGGUUGAGGGGAACAACAGCAGGGGCUAACAAUCGGAUGGAUCUACUUUCACUUGUUACAAGUGGUGUGGAUGAUAGUGAGGUUAACAGCCCUGAUGAGGACAUUCUUGGUGUUGUUGAAGGCUGGCAGGAGGACGAGACACACAACCCAGACGUGCCAGCUGUUUCACAUAGGAGGGGUCUGACACCUUUUGUUUUUGUACCAUUUGAAGAGGCGGAAACAUCAGUUCUGAAUCUGCCUGUAGAGAGGAUGGAUUACUUCGUACCUGGGUGAUAUGGGGGACAAACACAGGAUGCUUGAUUUGUGAAAAUGUAAAUAAAUCAUUUCCAGCACUGUCAUAUGGUGGUCUGUAAUUUUCCCCGGACUGACGUUUUUACCUAGUGGUUUAAUAUGCACUUGGAUGCCAAGUUCUUGCCGAGGAACAUAACUUGUGUGUUCUAUAUUGCUUUUGUUUCUGGCCUUUUCCUUGUGUAAUAUAUCUCAUGCUUGUAGUCAAAUGACAAAAGUGUUGUCAGGUAAUGCAGUUGUAACUAUAUUAAUUGUGUAUAA